GGGCCGUGUGCCCGGCCGGGCGGAGCCGUUGGGCGGGGGUGGCCAUGGCGGCGGCCGGGGGCCUGCACGUGUCAGCUUACACCCCUUGCAUGUGUGUAUACCCACGAAGCAGGAUAGAGGUACUUGCAGACCCCAAGCCACUGUUUUGCCAAGUCAGCAGUCCUACGCUUAUAUGGGGAAACCAAGAGACAAUAUGGACCCUCUCACCUGGUGCUAUGACAGCUCGACCAUCUGCGCGAAUCUUGAAUCUGUGCAAGCCCAAGAAAGAUUUUACCAAGUAUGGGCGCAGUUGCAGACCAGUAAUCGGUGGGAAUCCCCUGCUAGUGAAGUAUGGCUACCCUUCUGAACGGCUGCUGAGGUUAUCUGAGCCUAAAAAAUACCUCCCUGCUUACCUGGCACAAAGAUCCCGCGAGUCCCCGGAGUGGCCUGUGUCCCUGGCUGCACAGAACUAUAAUGCCUCCAAGCGGAUACUGCAGCUUGCCCAGCCAAAGGGGCUGCACCCAGACUUCAUGCCGCCCCGAGAGGUGCCAGCACAGGUUUCCAGCUUAGCAGUCUCGGCCAGUGCAUCGGCUCGGGUCCAGAAACUCGCAGAGCCCUUGAUCAGGGAGCUGACCUGCUGCCCCACGCACACCAAACCUGGUAUUGUCACAUCUACGGUUUCCUCUCGGAAGGUAAUUGCAAGCCCUCGGACCAUUGAGCUGUCGAAGCCCAAACCACUCCACCCUAAGUUCCUGCCCCCCCGGGAUCCUGAGUGGCCUGUGACAAAGGCUGCCAAGCGUGCAGUGGCUACAGAAAGAAUUGUGGGGCUGGCCCAGCCUUCCUCAAGACCUCGUAUGGGCUUGACUGCACUCAACCCAGAUGCAUUCAGAGUGAAAGAGAGUGCUCUGAAGGCAGUUUGUUCUCCACGGCUCGAAAAACUAGCUCAACCAAUUCAGCGCUAAGCUCCUUCAGAAAUGCUCCUGCCGUCUGCCCACAUCACCCCUUGGAACAUCACUCUGGGCUGUGCUGUGCCUGGAACAUCUCUUAGAACACAGCACAAGAGGCAGCACUCAGCAGGAACGCUUUCUGGGAGUUAAAAUAAAGUAAUAAUUCCUUAAGAAUA
Messenger RNA from Passer domesticus (house sparrow), 1102 nucleotides. RefSeq names its product sperm microtubule associated protein 2 like (gene SPMAP2L). The record is from RefSeq and is a predicted model, not a curated record. NCBI's taxonomy places the organism in Eukaryota, Metazoa, Chordata, Aves, Passeriformes, Passeridae. The coding region runs from base 45 to 941 and encodes 298 amino acids. The transcript has 9 exons.